AUGGCACCCAAAAAGGGCCGCUCGCAAAAGUUUUCCGAGCUUCAAGAGAAGGCUGUCAAGGACUACGAUCCUGAAGCCGACGUCCCUGUUGAUGACAGUGAUGAUGAUAGCAACAGCGGUGGCGAUUCGGAUGGCCUCGCCGGCACCGAGCACUAUGUCUCUGUUGGCAAGAGCAAGCUCCGCCAGGCCGAUGUCGACAACCUUGGACCGCAGUAUAGAGGCAAGCGCGUGAGCCGGUCAGCACUCGACGAAAGCGACGAAGAUAGCGCAGAAGAGUCUGAUGAAGAUGACUCCGAGUCCGAGGGAGAUGACUCCGCUGAAGAGUUCGCCGACCCAGACACCGCCGACCUCGAGGCCGACCAUAUCGACGACGAUGAGGAGAUAGACAGCGACGAGGCACUUGGUGCCAGCGAUGAGGAGAAGUUUGCAAAGUUCACUUUUCGUGGCAGCUCAAAGCCCAGAGUCGAAAGCACACGCCGCAGCAAGCGCCCCAUUGCAGCUGAUUUCCUGAGUGACUCUGAGGAAGAUGAGGACGAUGCCGGCAGCGCCGAGUCGGACCUGGGUGAAGGGUCUGGGGGCUCGGGUGAUGAAGAUAAUGGGUUGGAGAGCGACGAAGUCUCUGGUUCAAUCGAAGCUUCAGAAGACGAGGAUGACGAUGACGACGAGGAUGACGAAGAAGAAGACGAAAACGGUUCAGAGGGCGAAAGAGACGAAGAGUCAAGUGGCAAGAAUGCAGAUCUCAGUGCCCAACUCCGCAAGAUGAUGGGACAAGAUGGUUCACAAAACACAGGAACGCAGUCACAAGCUGCUGGUCUAGACAAGGGACGCGCGGUUCGUCAGCAAAGACGCUCGUUCGACUCGCUUCUAAACAUCCGUAUUCGACUUCAGAAAGCGUUGGUCGCUGUGAACUCCAUGAGCGCUCUGCCCGAAAACGAGUUUACUGAGGGCCAGCCGUAUCAGGCCGCCGAGGAAGCGGCGCUGAAGCUAUGGAGCACGAUCGACACCUUCCGUCGGUCUCUUACGCCGGGCUUGUCGACAACAUCAGCUGGCCAAAAACGGAAAAGAGACGUUGACACGGAUACGCCUCUGCAGGAUCUCUGGGAAGACAUGGGGGUGGUGGAAGCUAGGGCAGCAUCCUACAGGAAGAAGGUGUUGGAAAAAUGGUCCAGCAAGACGAAGAGCACCACUGCCGUCACAGCCAAGAGACAGUUGGGUACUACCACGGUUGAUUCGCUGACUGCGAUCCUCGAGGACCAGUUGGUCAACCCUGAUCGUUUGGUCAAGCGCACGCGUGUUCCCCGGUCGUGUGCCCCGAUACAGUCUAGCAAAAAGUUACAAGAGGACGAGAACAUUUACGACGAUGCCGACUUUUACCAGCUCCUGCUCAAGGAGCUCGUGGAUCAGCGGACAUUGGACGGCUCUGCUGGAGGUGCCGGAGGAUCUGUGCCGACGGUGAAGUGGGCAGCCGUCAAGGAGGCCAGGACCAGGAAGGUGGUGGACCGAAGGGCUAGCAAGGGUCGCAAGUUGCGUUUCACUGUUCAUGAAAAGCUGCAGAACUUUAUGGCACCGGAGGACCGGCGGACGUGGGAGCAGGACGCCAUCGACCGCUUCUUCGGCACGUUGUUUGGUCAGAAGAUGGAGUUGCGCGAGGACGUCGACGGCGCUUCCGAGGAUGAAGAUAUGGGCGGCGUCGAUGUUGAUGGCCCUGGCCUCAGGCUUUUUGGCUAG
Pyricularia pennisetigena is the source of this 1728-nucleotide messenger RNA. RefSeq lists its product as uncharacterized. The transcript has 3 exons. Gene Ontology annotation, cellular component: nucleolus; nucleus. Gene Ontology annotation, biological process: maturation of SSU-rRNA from tricistronic rRNA transcript (SSU-rRNA, 5.8S rRNA, LSU-rRNA). The record is from RefSeq and is a predicted model, not a curated record. NCBI's taxonomy places the organism in Eukaryota, Fungi, Ascomycota, Sordariomycetes, Magnaporthales, Pyriculariaceae. The coding region runs from base 1 to 1728 and encodes 575 amino acids.